AUGGAUGGCUUCGACUUCUGCGAGAUGCCGGUGGCCGUACACCGUGCGACUGUGGCGGGGCGAGACUUGCAGUUCUGGGCCGCAGCACGACAGGCCGACCUACCUUUAGAAAUGGAGGAAGUUUCCGAAGUGUCCAAGCUGCUGCCAGAAGACUUCAACGAUGACAGCAUCUUGAACAGCAUGUGUGCCUGCAUUUUCGACACCGUUCCGGCCCUGUGCUGGAGGCUCUCGCGCGAAGCCUUCACUGGCAAGGCGCUGGAGCUUGGUUCUGGCAUGGGGCUUCCUGGCUUGUGGCUGGCUUCGGCUGGGGCGCACGUGGUCCUGACAGACUGCCAUCCAGGAGUCCUGCGACUGCUUCAGCUGAACGUCGAUCUAAAUGGCCUGCAAGGCAGGGCAGAAGUCAAAGCACUUCGCUGGGAGGACCGGCCUCUUUGGUUGACAGGCUUUGACCUGGUGAUCGGCUCGGACAUCCUGCAGCUUGAUUGCAAAGAGCCUGCCGGAGGUGCAGUGUUCGCACUGCGGCAGUCAGUCGGGUACGAAAUUGCCGGCUUCCGGCUCUUCAAGGCGGCUGCUUGUGCCCUGCGACCCGGUGGGCGCCUAGUUCUUGCGAACACCAUACGCGGGGCCAGCGUUGGAGUAGCAGCCAUCCAGCAGCAUGCAGCAUCGGCGGGCCUUUGCCUCAACGGCUGCGUAGACGCUGCGGUGGGAGAGGUUGCCGUCUUCGAGUUUGAGAAACUGGACCGUGUCGUCCCUUCAUGCGAACACAGCUGCGGAGAAUCAAAACAUGCUUGCUGCCGGCGUCUCUGA
Molecule: messenger RNA, 807 nt
Organism: Symbiodinium sp. CCMP2592
Lineage: Eukaryota; Dinophyceae; Suessiales; Symbiodiniaceae
Source: the annotation of a GenBank genome assembly